Messenger RNA from Larimichthys crocea (large yellow croaker), 5838 nucleotides. It is a transcript of the gene tcf19l, whose product is annotated as transcription factor 19 (SC1), like. The coding region runs from base 940 to 2670 and encodes 576 amino acids. Gene Ontology annotation, cellular component: nucleus. NCBI's taxonomy places the organism in Eukaryota, Metazoa, Chordata, Actinopteri, Sciaenidae. Gene Ontology annotation, biological process: regulation of gene expression. The record is from RefSeq and is a predicted model, not a curated record. The transcript is spliced from 6 exons. Gene Ontology annotation, molecular function: protein binding.
GUGACGCGGGUUCUAGCGCUAGGAAGCCCCGGGAGUGGCGCGCCAAAUUUCAAAGGACUUCCUCCUGGAAGCAGAGGCUGCGGACGGACCACGGCCACGGAAAAACCCGCAGAGACCGUCAAACACGCAGAUCCGGAGCUUAAACCCGCAGCACGACGCGUGGACGGCGUGAGAGCGGCUCCGGGUCCGGAUCCGGGACUGGAUCUCUGCAGCUGCUGUAAGUGUCAGAUCCGACUCUGAACCAACAGCUAGCUGUUCCUGUGGCACGAGCUACACGCAUCAUGCGCACGCGGGUCAGCGCAGAUUGAAGCACGAGCACGGACUGCACGAGCACGUGUGCAGAUGUGCGUGAAAUAUAGACAAGAUCAGACGGUUCAACCGUGUCAGGCUCUCCACCUGUGUGAGGCGGCUGGUGUCAGGAGCCUGGGAUUUUAAUCUCACACACACACACACACACACACACACACACACACACACACAGAUGACAGCUGUUCAGGCCUGGAAAUAUUAAAAGUCAGAGCUGUAAAAGUCACGGCUGUCACAGCUUUGCUCUUUAUGAUUUUAACGUUUACGGUAACACACGCUUUUAUUGUGAAAUCUGUUUGAGUUUGAGCUCAUAUGCUCCAUACCUUCAUUAUUUAUUCAUGCAUUCACACCAGGACACAAGUCAUCAUCUUUCCGUAUUAAAUCAGACACCUGUGGCUCGGAGCUGCUGCACCUGUCUGUAACCUCCACGCUCGCUGCUGCCUUCAGUCUUUCAUCUUGCUCCAGCUUUAUGUUGGCGGUCGGCACUCUGUGGUCAGAUGCCUUCAGUUUAACUUCCGUCCACUAGUAACCAGUUGUAUCUCACGAUGGAUCGCAGCCUCCUCUAACUCAGGGCCGCUCACAGACAAAGUGCGGCCUCUGGGUGGGCCAGGUGGACAAUCGGACCCUUCAGUCAUGCUGUCUGGGGUGCAGCCAUGCUUCCAGCUGCUUCGGAUCGGAUCCUCGGCCGGCGACUCGGUGCGGGACCUGUACACGUUCAGGCCGACGCUGAGCCACUCCGUGUUCCGUCUGGGCCGGGCGGCCGAGCUUUGUGACGUCACGCUGGACUCGACAUCUGUGUCGAGAAUCCACGCCGAGCUGCACGCGGAGAAGGAGGCGAGCGGAGGUGACGCGGCGCCGCAGGAGGACGGCUGCAGGGUCCACAUCAAGGACAGGAGCAGUCAUGGCACCUGGGUCAAUGAAGUCCGCCUGCAGCGUGGCGUCCAGUGGGAGCUCUCUGACGGCGACACGCUGACCUUCGGGGGUCAGUCGGCUCCGGGGAGCCCAGAGUUCUACUUCCUCUUCCAGAAGGUCAAAGUUCGCCCGCUGGACUUUGACGCUAUCACAAUUCCAAAGGCGGGCUCUUUCUCCUCAGACUUACAGAACCGGAUCAGAACUAAUCUGGACCGCAAAGUGGCCGCCAACCUGGACCUGUCCAAGCUGUCCAUCAACCGGGCCACCGUCAUCCUCAACUCCAUCGGCAGCCUGAGUAAGAUGAAGGGCAGCGCCUGGACCUUUAAGAGGAGCCACAGCCACGAGGGAACCGUCUCGGACCCGGGCUCCUCCUCCUCGCCUCCUCUGGCUGUGGGCUUCUCCUCCCUCCUCCCUCCCUCCACCCCUCCGUCGUUGUCCUCCGCAGCUUCGGUGCCUUCGACAAAGUCCCUCCAGUCGACCUCCAGGAGCAGGAGGAAGUCGGCUCACACGGUGCUCCUCGAGGACGACAGUUCAGACGAACCGAGAAGUCGAGGAGGCGGCGGCGGCGGAGGAGGAGGAGGAGGAGGUGCAGGAGGAGCUCCAGCAGGAGUCGUGGAGGAUGGACCGAGGGCGAGGCCGAAGAAGAGGCGGCGGCUCUACAAGUCUGAGUCUGAGAGUUUCAGCUCCCCGCCUCCUCUGCCGCUGCAGCCCAAGAGCCACAACGAUGUGCGAAGGCCUCUGCAGGCCAAGCCCUUCCCCGUUGGCAUCAGGACCAUUGGCAGUUUCCACGGCGCCAUGACCAACAGCAGACUCAACCACCACCUCCUUCAGGCGUCGUUCACCAACCCAGCCGUCAGCAAGCAAGAAGUGCAGACGGUGCACCGGGUCCAGACGGUGGUGCACGGCAACAUCGCAGCUUUCCGACAGCAGAAACCCGGCCACAGUUCUCCGACUGCGCAGAGGGGCAGGCGGAGGGCGCACAGCUCUCCGGUUUUCUCCCCUCUGGUGGUCGGAGGGGAGAGCUACAGCCUGGCUUCACCCUCAGUGAGGAUCCGCACGGAGGAGAGAGGAGGCAGGGUGCAGUUCAACAGAUUUCACCACUCAGCAAGCAAGCGGCGAGGUCGCCCCAGGAAACACCCCCCCCCUCCCCGGCCGUCCCUGCCCUCUCCAUCCUCCUCGUCUUCUUCUUCUACCUCCUCGGCCUCGUCCUCGUCCGGCUCCUCUUCGUCCUCCUCCGACGAUGAGGACGACGACGACGAGGAAGACGGAGAGGCGGCCGUCGGGACGGUGGAUUCGUGCGCGGCGCCGCGCUGUCGGAUGCCCCAGCAGGACACGGUGCAGUGGAUCCAGUGCGACGUUUGCGACGCCUGGUACCACAUAGACUGUCUGCACAUCGACCGCAAGAAGCUCCUCAAGGACCCCAACGCUGACUUCCACUGCGGGUGUCGCUGAUAGGAGAGAAGCCGAGUGUGUGACGGUGAAAUGACUUUCAAAUUAUCACGUUCUUUCCCUUAAACGUUUGUUUCCUCAGCCACGCUCGUGAAGAUCAACAGACUUUUCAUUAAAGACUUCUUCUCUUGGCCGCUGAGCUGCUCUCCUCAAGCAUGCAGUGCUUUUUUUUUUCUUACCUCAGCAGCAGCAGCAGCUGGCGAGGGCGGUAAAAGAGUUUCUGUCAACUUUUACACCCCGACCUUCCCAAGUUUGAGGAUUUGUGACCCGGCAGUCACACGGCUCCGGCCCGACUCCGUUUCAGGGCUCAGCCUUUAAAGGAGGAGGAGGCGAAACCAAAAUGAAAUGUCUCGGGCCUGGAGAGGAGCCAUGAGGGCAGGAAAACAUGAUGAAAUGUUUCUGAGCACGCACCCACCGUGGGCGGCCGUUGACCAGGAGGCAGCAUUCAGGAAGAUUAAUGAAAUGUUUCAGAUCAAGUCCAUACAGGGCGAUUACACUUUCCUCAGAUGUCUAAGUGCAGCCACCGUGUCAAUUUUUCAAGGCAGAGCAGGUCCUUCAGUGAACGUUUACUGGUGCUGUUCCAACUCCACCUCCCCUCCCCAAAAUAAAUCAGCGAUGGGCUGGGUGGCAGCACCGGCCGAGGGGCGGGCGUGCGAUGUUUCAGGGCGAUUCAAAGCCAGAAAACGUGUCAGCAGAGCUCCGUCGUCGUUGCUGAUGAUCGGUGCUCUCGGGACGAUAAUCAAAUGUUUCAAUGCACUUCAAGAGAAGCAGACACUCGGUUCUUUUAGAGGGGGGAUGGGCGCUGCAGUGUGACUGUGUGUCUGCUGGUUUCUGAGGACUCAUCACCAGUGAAAUGUCAUGAAAUAUCAUCCACUGAUGUAUCAGGAGGAACAGAUUCAGUAAAGGUCUCUGACUGCAGGGUCGAGUCUUGAUGUGACAGGUCUCCUCUCGUUACACUGACUGAAAGUGGACGCUUUAGUCCCGGGCUGGACCUGCCUGAACUGUUCUCCACUGCAGAGCAGUACAUGCACACACAGAUGUUUGCUCAGGUGCUGCUGGAGUGGAAUAAAAUCCAAACGUAGAGCUCUGAAUUCUUCUUAAGCACCUUUUCUAUUAUUUAAAUCAAAGUCUUUACUUUGCGUCACUCGGAUCUGUGGCAGCGUUGAAGAUGAACUGUCCGGGCCGGUGUUGUGUAAAAAGGGGUCUGAGGGAGAAAAUGUAGAAAACUUUAUUCUUGAGCAAUAAAAUAUGAAAAAAGCAACUAAAAAAAAAAAUUAAUUUUUAACUUGUUAAUAGCUGACGGCAGACUAAUGAUUGCUUCCAGCUUCACUGAAGCCUGGAGACUCAUUACUCAGUAACUUCUCGUGCUACUUCGCCGCCUCCUCUCAGCAACGUCGCUGGUUAAGUAGCCGGCAAGACGAUGUCAGAAGAAAAACCUCUGAGAAUUAGUUUAGGGAGUCAGUUAAUUUUCAAUUCAGUGGGUUCAUCUAAAAAUCCAAUUAUUAAAAAGAAAAAAAAAAGUGUUGACCCAUAAAUUUAUUUAAUGGAAUUAAUAAAUGUAACAAGUCAAAAAGCUCCGACGACCUAUCACCAUGAAAUAAACCAACAUUUUAAUCUUAAUGUGAGGUCCCAUCGCCUCCCUGCAGUAACAGACGAUAUCAGUCAUAUAGGACUUAACGUGAUGCUGCUUAACGCAGAUUUUAAAGACUCGUUUGGUCCCGUUGAGCCGUUCUGACUGUAAAAUGUUUGCUUUGGGUUUUCUCUGUUGAUCUUCGAGUUUUGUGUGUCUCUCGUUUGCAGACAAACAUGUCUGUGUCGCAUAUUCGUCUUGUCUCUUUAGAUUUUUGAGCUCUACACAUAUUUAAAAAGCGUGUUCAUGUCUUCAGUCAAAGAAAUGUGCCAUCGUCGUUCACGGUGUCACGCUGCUGCGUCAGCUGCCGCCUCACCGUGCGCCUGUUUGACGCUUUUCAUGUGGCGUGCCGAACGAGAAACAAAAAAAAUAAGAUGUGCUGAAACCGACUGCUGCCACUGAUACCUUUUUAAUUGGUGAGGUGAAUGUGACAAACUUUAACAACAACCAAGCACAGAAAACUGUGAUAUUGAAAAAAGAAAUGAGCGCACAGUGCAAAAGUACUGAAGUUGUGAUUUUUUUAAAAAUGCAGAGUUCAUUCAGCGUCACGCUGCUGUUUCUACCUGAAAGUUCUGAUGCUGUCACAUUUUGAGGCAAUGCAGAUGGACUGUUGAGACAGAUCUGAGGGGAAACGUCCGAGCUGACACCAGAAAGAAGUCGUUUAUCGAGCAGAGAUUACAAAAACACAGCUUCGAUGGAAAAUCUGCUGCUGCUCUGUAACUCUUAAUAUCUCUUUGGAUUGUUUGUCUCUGGCUGUAAUGGUCGUAGACAUUGUUCACAAACUCCAGACGUUAAUAGACUCAUUUAAUCAUGGAUGUAAUUGUUAGCUGCAGCACUGGUUGACAGAUAUAUUGUGUUGCAGAAUUAUCACAGUGGAGCUGUAAAAACUCAACGUUUCGCUCCUCGUUAACGCAGGAGACUAUUUACAACGAAUGACCACAAAUGAAUCGACCAGCUGCCAUAUUCAUAAACUGCUGUUCUGUAGCUGUGGUCAGGAAAUCUCUUCAUCUCUUAAAGUGGCUCCUGUCUGAUGCUCGAUAAGUCGUCCUCACUCAUCAAUAACCGCACCAUUAGCAGCUCUUUUCCAUUCGCGUCGCCUCAAAGAGAAACAACUUUUCUGUGAACGUCUUUCCAUCUUUGGCAGAUUUAAAGUUUGUGGCCAGUAUUUCUGAUCAUUGCACUGUCGUCGUCGCCUCGUUGUUUCAGUAUUUCAUUUGUGCCAUCUGCUGAACGUGCAGCACGCUCGAGCACUGCAGGUUUUUUUUACAGUUUACAGUUAAAAUCCCAAAACGCGGGAUUCUUCCAGCGAUGAAAUGAAGCCAAUCAAAGGGAUUGUUUUGGAACUCAUAUUUCCAUAAGUCAGUUUCUCUCAGUUCACUCUUCUCUCUUCUUCACUUUAGCUAUCACAUCGAAAUGCAGACACGCAGCACAGUUUGACUUUGUUGGUGUUGUACAGAAUUAAACCGAUUGUCAUUAUUCUCUGAGACGCCAUCAGCGUCAAAGUUAUCAGGGAAGAAAUAAAGAAUAUUCAUAAAAAUGUG